Messenger RNA from Parasteatoda tepidariorum (common house spider), 1815 nucleotides. RefSeq lists its product as uncharacterized. The record is from RefSeq and is a predicted model, not a curated record. Gene Ontology annotation, biological process: cobalamin transport. NCBI's taxonomy places the organism in Eukaryota, Metazoa, Arthropoda, Arachnida, Araneae, Theridiidae. Gene Ontology annotation, molecular function: cobalamin binding.
CAGUUGAUCGUUCGGGAAAUAAAUAAGCUUCGUUCUCCGUCAAGAGUAGAAAGAAAUAUCGUUCGUUCUUCAUUUUUAUAUUCUGGCGUCUGUUUUAUCACCGAGCACGGUAAAAUCAAAACAAAACUUUACUAUCGGUCUCAUCUUCAUCUUAAAUGAAGGAAUUAAUCGUAACUCUUCGCCUUAAGUAGGUCAAGUGUUCUUUUAACCAGUAAUUAACACUACAUGCUGAGCCGUUUUAAUACUUUUAGCAAACGAUAUUGUAAUAUUCGGAUGUUCCUUCUGCACCACUCAACUUUUUGUGAAUAUGCAUAAUCGCGGGAGUUUUAUUUAAUUCUCAUAUAUGUGAACACACUCCUUUCUGCAGUAGCUUAAAAGAAAAACUUUUUUUUCCCCUUCAACAUUGAAAUGUUAUACCUUAGACUUUUUGGCAUUUUGUGUUUCUUCAGUAUACCAUGGCUCUCUCUAGCAUUAUUAGGAUUUGGUAGUAAAGCGAACGAAAAUGGAGGUUCGGAAUCGGACGAUUUCAAUGGGACUGGUGCAUCCCCUGCCCUAACGUCUUGCCCAGCACCCCAAUUAAGUGGUGUCGAGUGGAUAUUGCACAUUAGGCAACCAGAUUAUGGCUGGAAGGAGAACACCCACCGAGCCAUUAUUGCUCUAGUUGUGAGCAAUUGGGAGAAUUUCGUCUCAACCAGUGAACGGCUACUUAUGGAGCAUCAAUUAGAAGUAGAGAUAUCUAGAUCUCUGUUAAGGAAUAGCUCGUUCCCUGUUUAUCCGAACAACCUGGCACUUUUCAUCCACGCAUUAAUUGCAACAAACCGCAAUCCAAGAAACUUUCAUAACAUAGACUUAGUAGCUCGCCUAAUUGACCUGGUAAGAGGAUAUGAACAAACUACGCAUCCAUUCAUAUUAUUGGCAUUAUGCAAUGCAAAGUCCUUCGAACCACGCAACACUCAUGUUUUGGAGUAUUACUUGAGACAUAACCAAAACUCUCGGAAAAGUAUGGAGUACAAGGCAUUGGCUCUCCAAGCUUAUGAAUGUGCUGGAUCUCAAAAUAUAAAAAUCAACGACAGUGUUGUGUUUGAAAAUCGAAGAUUUUUAAUCAGUCAGCAAUAUCCCGAUGGUAGCUUUGGAAAUGUAUAUACUACAGCUCUUAUUGUCCAGGCUUUAGCGUCUGCUCCUCAUUUGUCAUGGAAUAAAAAAGGUGCACUGGACUAUUUAAGAAAACAAUCUCUCACUGAAGUCAACAUGGUGUCAACUUAUCUCAUACAACUAGCGUUAAACGCAGAGAGGAUAAAAUUUAUAAAAGAUAUUCAUCCAGAAUUGAUAAUGGAACGUGCUGAAACCAAGAAAGCUGAGAAGUUCUUUGUACAGUACAGUUUGAGAGUGGGUCGCUAUCCCAAUGUCCACCACACAAUUACAAUCAAUGUCCCACCAAACUCAAAUUUUUUUGAAGUCAUGAAAUUAUCUUCUGUAAAUGAUCCGAAGUACAAUUUUUCUUACUACAUGGAUAAAAAUAAAGAACCAAGCAUCUAUGCGAUAUCAGACGUACCCAAUGAUGCCGAGGAAAAUUUGUACUGGCGAUUAUGCGUACAAACUGACAUCAAUCACGACAGGCAUACCUCUACUGUGAAAACAUUUCAAAGAUCGCCAAUCCACCUGCUUCCAAAGGAAAAAGAUCACGUUGUAUACUGGUACAUGGAUAUAGACUGUGAGGAAACAGUUUAGCUGUUUAAUUUGUAUCGUUAAGUUUUUGGUUUGUAAAUAUUGUCCUUGUAAAAAAAUGUUAUCGCUGUAUUAAAAUAUCUAAAAGUA